UUGCUAAAAUGAAGUAAAUAGUUUUGUCAACUUCAAAACUGUCACUUUUUACAGUUUUUGUCAAUUUUUCAAAUUCCAACCGAAGUUUCCCCCUUUAGGAAUCGUUCGGUUGAACAAAAUUAAAAUGUGUAAACCACAAGACUCGUCAGACGAUAAGGAGGCGGAAUUAGCAAUGUCGACCGUUAAAAUGGAAAAGGAUUUGAGCAAAAGAAACGAGGACGACGAUUCGUUUUUCACAUUCUUAAAGAUGUUUCGUCGUAAACACAAACAUUGGCCGAAUAUUAAAAUAGCAAAAGAAGGCGCGAGAUUGUGGGCCUCCAUGGACUCGGUGAACAGGGACAAAUUUCAACGUAUGGCCAAAACUGUCGUUCCGAAAGAGGGACAGACGAAACCUGAACAAGAUAAUUGUCCACCUGGUCGACCACCUUCUUGUCCCCCAAAGAAAAAACGUAAACCGUGCAAAAAGAAACGAAAAAGACGCUGCUGCUGCAACCGGAAAAGGAAAAAAAAAUGUGCACGACGUAAACCAAAAUGUAAGAGAAAGAAGAGAAAACGCAGUUGUUGCUGCGGAAGGAAAAGAAAGAGGAGGAGCAGUUGCAAAAGGAAGAAGAAACGUUGCAAGAGGCGCAAAACCUCGUGUGGAAGUGCAUCAAGUGGCUCUAGUGUUAAUAGCACUGCUUCGACGUGAAAAGUCUUUUUGACGUGUAGCUUUAGGCACGAAUCCUUUAUCUCUGUACGAAUUGUCUUGUUUUUUUUUUUUUUUUAAUAAAACGUAACAGAAUAAUUCAACUUUUAUUACCUGAAUUUACCCAACAAAACCAACACCGUCCCAGGCUUGGUAUUGCCUAGGACAGUCUUGGUAUUGUUUUUCCCAUCACUCGAGCAGUAGUGAGUUCCCCAAUGUCUUUUACCUAUCGUCCUAGUUUUGAUUCUGUUAUGAUUUUGUGGCUCAAAUUUCUACCUAAUGUAGCCCCAAAAUGGUUUCUAAUUUUCGUUUUGCUGAAUUUUAUAGUAGUAUUAAAAUUCUGAGUAUAUUUCUGAUUAGCAAGUGGAUUGUAAACCGUCGGCUGACUUUU
Molecule: messenger RNA, 1076 nt
Organism: Agrilus planipennis (emerald ash borer)
Lineage: Eukaryota; Metazoa; Arthropoda; Insecta; Coleoptera; Buprestidae
Exons: 1
Coding region: 125-688 (187 amino acids)
Source: RefSeq, a predicted model, not a curated record